Dicentrarchus labrax (European seabass) is the source of this 11369-nucleotide messenger RNA. It is a transcript of the gene nlk2, whose product is annotated as nemo-like kinase, type 2. Gene Ontology annotation, biological process: protein phosphorylation; intracellular signal transduction. The coding region runs from base 1308 to 2906 and encodes 532 amino acids. The record is from RefSeq and is a predicted model, not a curated record. Gene Ontology annotation, molecular function: MAP kinase activity; ATP binding. The transcript is spliced from 11 exons. NCBI's taxonomy places the organism in Eukaryota, Metazoa, Chordata, Actinopteri, Moronidae. Gene Ontology annotation, cellular component: nucleus; cytoplasm.
GGCGAUUGGUCGGGUUCCCUGCAUAAUCUCACCGCCGAGUAGCUAAGGUUUUGUUCACCAUGUUGGAUCAACUGCUCAUCUUAUUUGCCUUGUGACCAAUAGUUUUAUCAUGUCAGCGGCAGCGGAGCUUCGUGGGCCUAGAGAGUAGAGCUUUCACCCGGGUGGCCUUCCUCCUCCCAGCGGACAGCAGCCUCGCCGACACCGACACCGACACCGACGGGACUGUUUUGAUUUGGCGACGCGGAGCGAUUAGCUAGCUCCAAUCUGUCAGGUUGAAUACUCCUGCCUGCAGCACAAUCCCUCCCGCAUUACCAGGAUUGAACUUUGUUUCCCGCAUUGUUGUUUGUGUCUCUGGAUGUGCGCUUAUGAGCCGCGGGAGGACAGCGUGAGAAACAGCCGGCUGUCGAUGGGGGAAAUAAGUGACCUGCCAGCCGUCUGCGAGGAUUUAAAUGUUUUGAGUCAUGGUCGAAGCUUCGUCACUGUGUCACACUGGUGAUGGGGAUGUGUUUCCGGGCGCGCGUAGGCUCGUUGUGUGUCAGUAAUAAUAUGUGAGUGGAGCGGAUGGCCGAGGCCUGGGCCUGCCUGCCUGCGUGCGCUCUUGUAUUGUGGCCUGGGCUGGGAUACACCUCCUCUGCACCGGAUCAGCGGCGUUAAUUAGGGCUCGGAGAUUACCCCCUGUUAACAGAGUGUGGCCUGCCUGCGCACACAUCUCAAGGAGGAUUCAGUUUGGAAUAAUAAAUGCGAUUUCCGAGCCGUGUGGAGCGCCGGUGGUGGGAAGAGCAACGGCACUGGAGCAAACUUAGACACUUUUAAAAGAUGAAUGUUUCCAUGUGACGUGCUUUAGAUCACACUGUUCUAUCAACACGGGGGAUUUCAUCAGGAGGGAAGGGGGCCCCACCUCUAUCAUGAGGGACAUCUAGGGGCUUUUUUAUUUAUUGAGGGGGGUGCGGGUUAUUUUCUAUUCAAUAUUUUUGAUUUCCCAUUGUUUGUAGUGACACUGUUAGGGCUGCACAGACUUUUCGACCUGUGUGGUCAUUGCUACAUUGCUCAUGAUAUGAUUUCCAUUAUUAGCCCCAGGCUACAGAAGCCUAAUGGUGUGCAAGCGAGAAAAUUAAUUUAGAGGAAGUGGGUCAGAUCCUUGCUGGCAUUAUGAUUAGGAGGCACAGAGUGGUUUCUCUCCAAACAGAGUCCAAGUGUUGGAUCAUUUAAAGCCCAAACCUGUUUUCUGUAAGUUUCAUAGUGGUGCAGCCUGUAGCCAUUCUCAUCACUGUUCGGGGGUUCUGAAGGAGGCGUUUCGCUGUCAUUGAAUGGCUCUUUGCGGCACAACGGCUACAAAUGUUACAAAAAUGAUGGCUGCUUACAACGGUGGCUCCUCAGCAGUGGCUGCCCAUCACCCGCAUCACCACCACCAGCUCCAGCACCUUCCGCCUCCCCACAUACACCACCACCACCACGCGGGCCAGCAUCACUUGCAGCAUCCGGGCUCCGCCGCCGCCGUACACACGGUCCAGCAGCACACCUCCACGUCCGCGGCCGCGGCGGUGAUGCUCAACCCCGGCCAGCAGCAGCCCUACUUCCCCUCUCCUGCCCCCGGACAAGCCCCCGGGCCGGCGGCGGCCGCGGCUCCCGCACAGGUUCAAGCUGCAGCAGCUGUCAAAGCUCACCACCACCACCACCACCACCAUCAGCAGCAUCAGCAGCAGCACACACACCACCUACCGCAGCAGCUGGACAUAGAGCCCGACAGGCCCAUCGGCUACGGAGCGUUUGGGGUGGUCUGGUCAGUGACGGACCCCAGAGAUGGAAAGCGAGUUGCCCUCAAAAAGAUGCCCAAUGUCUUCCAAAACCUUGUUUCUUGCAAGAGGGUAUUUCGGGAGCUGAAGAUGCUAUGUUUCUUCAAACAUGAAAAUGUGCUCUCUGCUCUGGACAUACUACAACCUCCACACAUCGACUACUUCGAAGAAAUCUAUGUGGUGACUGAACUGAUGCAAAGUGAUCUCCAUAAGAUCAUCGUAUCGCCACAACCUCUGAGCUCAGACCACGCCAAAGUCUUUCUUUAUCAGAUUCUACGAGGACUCAAAUACCUUCAUUCUGCUGGCAUUCUACACCGAGACAUCAAGCCCGGCAACCUCCUGGUCAACAGCAACUGUGUGCUGAAGAUCUGUGAUUUUGGCCUGGCCCGAGUGGAGGAGUCUGACGAGUCACGGCACAUGACUCAGGAAGUGGUGACGCAGUACUACCGAGCUCCUGAGAUCCUCAUGGGGAGCCGCCACUACUCCAACUCCAUCGAUAUCUGGUCUGUGGGCUGCAUCUUCGCUGAGCUGCUGGGGCGACGCAUCCUCUUCCAAGCCCAAAGUCCCAUUCAGCAGCUGGAUCUAAUCACUGACCUGUUGGGGACUCCUUCUAUGGAGGCGAUGAGGACGGCAUGCGAAGGCGCUCGCGCACACAUUCUCAGAGGACCUCACAAACAGCCAUCCCUUCCUGUUCUGUACACACUGUCUAGCCAAGCAACCCAUGAAGCUGUCCACCUCCUCUGCAGGAUGCUGGUGUUUGAUCCGUCUAAGAGGAUUUCAGCAAAGGAUGCCCUGGCUCACCCUUACCUGGACGAGGGCCGUCUGCGCUACCAUACGUGCAUGUGCAAAUGCUGCUACACCACGUCCUCUGGCCGUGUUUACACCAGUGACUUUGAGCCGGUCACUAAUCCCAAAUUCGACGAUGGCUUUGAGAAGAACCUGAGCUCUGUGAGACAGGUCAAAGAGAUCAUCCAUCAGUUCAUUUUGGAACAGCAAAAGGGGAGUCGAGUGCCACUCUGCAUUAACCCUCAAUCAGCUGCUUUCAAAAGCUUUAUCAGUUCCACAGUGGCUCAGCCCUCUGAAAUGCCUCCAUCUCCGCUGGUGUGGGAAUAGCUGCUGUUGCGCAUCAUCAUCUUUCCCGACUGACAAGCUGCUAAACUGGGAACAAGAACGUGUCUCAACGUCUUCUAUCAUCUGCGUAGCAUUUCACUGGAGAGCAGGACUCGCAGGUCUGCUGUGUGUGUGCUAAAAUAUGAAACAAAUUAAGAGAAAUCCACUGAUAAUUGCUUUAUUGUUGGGGGUUUAUUAGAGGGGUUUGGUAGGCAAAUGAAAUGAGACAAAUAGACCAAAUCAGAAUGUUUGAAACAAAUCCAUCUAGUCCCCUUCUUGGUAGAUAAGAUUAAACAGUUAUUACAUAAUAAUGAAGUGCAUUUUGUUUAUAUAUUAAUACAAAUUUAAAAAAAAUAUGCCUAUUUUAAAAUGUCUAAUGACAUUGGUUAAUUUCCCAUACAAUCAAACCUCUCAGAAUUAUUACACACACCUUCACCUCUGCACUGGUAAAUUAAAUCCAACUUUGCUUCUUAUUCAGACAAUCGAUUGUAAUUGUGUUGGUAGGCUCAAUGUUUAACCAACUUAAAUCUCCCCAUAUGUUAUAGGAACAUGCUCUUAAGCAUAUUCAUAUUUUAACUUUUAUUAAAAGUUAAAAAAAGGUUAUUACAGGCAUGUUCCUCUGUGUCCCCUGCACAUUUGGCCAUCGUAUUUACUUAUCUGACAAUCUUUGCCAAAGAUCAGGCGCCUCAUGUAUAAAUGAUGCAUAAACAUUAAGAUUGUGUGCAACAAAUUUGCAAGGUUUGGGAUUUAUAAAAUGCACAUUUUCUAUAUUAUGGUAAGUCAUGUGUCUGGAUGGACAGACACGUCAGGCCACAUUUUAAUGGUUCAUUGUGUGUUUUAAACAACUAAUUUGUACAGUGUAUCAUCUAAUGACAUUCAAAGAUAAAGGUGUUUCUACCUGUUCCACCCCUUGCUAAGUUGCAAGAAUUGGGUUAUAGCCACACUCUAAUUUCCUUCUUAAGUCCCACCCCUUUUUGGGCAGCUCCAAUUAUAGUUGAGAAUGCCUCAGUCAGCACCUCAGUCAAUUUUUCCCCAACUAUACUGUACUAGAUAUGCUAUGUGCUAGGCUUGUCUUUGUUGAAAAGACAUUUUGAAGAUGGUUGAAAGAUAUGUGACAUGUAGUCACAUCUAGUUUAGCAAAACAUUAGCUAACAAGCUAACCAAUAAUUAACUUUCAGAUUUAACUUGCUAGCUAGCGAUUGAUGUAGCUAGCUAGCUAGUUAGUUAGCUAGCUAGUGUUUUACUCUGUUGAAAAAUGCUGCUAACCUUACUCUGCCUAUGAUUGGCUUACCAUGACGUUCUUACCGUAACCCGUGUCACUCCUAAUGCCUAAAACCAACCAAACCUGUGAAGGCGUGUAGGAUGAGAGAAAGUUGAUAGAGGUUCUGACUGAACAACUGUUAUUGUAGAAAGCAAAAAGGGGCGGGCUUAAUAUGAGUGUGUAAAGUGUAAACAGAAGCAACAGUGAUUGAAUUGCAAACGUAUAUUCAUUAUAUGUGUAAUGAGCAGAAUUCAUUUUAAAUUAUAUUGAUAUUGGUGUCAGCACGUCGACAUGCACUUUAGAUUUUACCUGUCAUUUUUUUCACCUUCUCAUUGGUUUGUCAUCUAUUCAUGGUGUUAUCCUUCCAUAUAGAGUGCACUGCAAGCUUCAGUCAUUUAUAUUGUACUAGUUAGUAUAAGUACUUAUAAAAGUAAAACAAAGCCCACAACCUGGCACUUUUGUAUAUUUUCAGGGCCAAAUACAAUGGAGAUUAGUUAAUAGAAUGAAUAGAUUUAAAAUAAAUUGCAACCAUUUCAACUAUUUAUGGUUGUUGUCAAAGAAGAUGAGAUUAUACACAAAUCCACAAGCAUUUGGCGACAGGAAUGUAAUUAUUGUUUAGACAUAUUAAGUUUUUCCAUGUACCUAUAUUGUACAUGUAUUAGAAAGAGUGAACAUAUGCAUGUAUCUGCUAUUUUGCGCAUGAUUUUAAUAAUGAAUGUAUGCAAACGUUUAUACAUGAGGCUCCACAAUAUUUGUUAUUAACCUGUCCCAAUAUGUAAACUUUACUCUGUUGUGGAAAGGGUCAGAUAUCCCCUAAAAAAAAAAAGGCCAAUAACAGCUUUAUUUCUGUUUGGAAUAAUGGAACUGAGUGCUCAGUGUUCAUUAGAUUAGCAUACUGCUGUGCGGAAUUUAAAUCUGCUUGUGUUUUAGAUAAAUAGUGUUUUGUUGAGAUCAUUCGGUCUUGAAGGUGAAGGUUUAAAUACUCACUUGCAUGUUACAUGAAGAACAAUUUAACCUUUCUGUGAAUAGGAAAUAAGUUCAAAAAAGGGAUCAGACUAAAAGCUAUCCUUGUACUACGCCCUUCUUCCAAAAAAGCUCUGAAGGCCUACAGUCAUUUUCUGUACAGAACAGGAAGUCUUACAAUGCUACUCAGACCCCUCCUUUGACCAGUCAUAGCUCUUCUGUUGCUAUUGUAUGGCUAAACAGUCCUGUCAAGAGUUUUUUUUUUUUUAUCAAGGAAUGUGUGCUGUCUACUUGUGUGCCUCCUAAUUUCACUAUUGGACAGCAAGGUAACUACUGACACACUCAGCCAAACUGAGCAAAUUUUACCCCAAAGAGUACGUAGAGAAAGUUUCAUGAAACAAAAUCUUUCUCAAAACAGUACUAGAGUGAAAUAUGUCAGCUUCCCAGUUCCCACAUGACCUUUGCUUGAUUUGCUCUCUGUACAUACCACUUAAAUGGAGUUAACCUCUACAGCCUGUUGGUCUUUAUAGUGUAAAUUCAGUUUUUCACAAUCUGGGUCUUAUUUUUGUGCAGCAUGUUUUAAUCCCAGUUCGUCAGAUACCGAUGCAGUUUUGUCAUGUCGUAUAGACCCACAUGGUAAACUUUAGGGUCUUUGUGAGACUCCUGUUUAACAUUUGGUUAAUGUCGGGCUUAGGCAACAAAACUACUUGGUUAGGUUUAGAAAAAGACCAUAAUUAAAAUAAAAAUUACAUUGGCAUCACUGCGGCAAUAAUGUUAUGUAACGUAAAACUUUAAAUGAGUCAGCAUUGACUUUGGCUUCACACAGGACACAGACCCUAGUCUCCUGAGUGAAAGUCCUGUGUUUGUUUGACCCAUCCAUCCACCACAACCAUCUCUUUAUGCUGACUUUAGCCCUAUUUGUACAGGACUAGUAUUCCAUGUGAUUUAGAAAUUACUCCUCAUGUCUGUGUUUCAUGUGCCACAUUCGCAUGGGAUAAGCAAAUUUGUAUUUUACUUAAAUUUAUUUAGACAUUUAAACAUUAUCACACAAAUCAGUGUGUUAAUAACCACAUACGUAAAUGCACACAUCUCAAUUUAAAGACGCACUUAUGCUUUCUGGUGCUGUGUGAUGCUGCAGGUUUUUAAUCAAGUCAAAGGAGCACAGCCAGCUGUGGAUAGCAGAUGUGAGAGUUGGUUUGUGACGUUGGAGAGCUAACCCUAACCAUGCAAAUUGUGGCAUUUGCGCUCACUGCAGUUUUCAUUAUGGACCAAUCUAUGUGCUGAAAAGAUGAGAAAAGCUUGAAACACUGGAGACAGCUGCAAAAACUUUCUUCCAUAUCUUCUUCCAACAUAUUUCUUCCAUUGCCACUCCACGUUAGGUUCCAUUCUGUUAGCUGCAAAUACCAGUUUGAUAGCCUGUAAAAAUAAAAAAAACUACACUCCAAAUCACAGAGAUGCUGAUUGGCACGGGAAUAAUAUUAGCACAGGACCUCUGUGUUUGGUGAAAUAUGUUCGUUAAUUUGCAGUGGAAUUACUUAACAAAUUACGGACAUGGCAGAUUGGCACAGGAUUAAGACCACAGACGACCUCGGCAAUUAUCUCAAAUCAUAUGAGGUCCCAUGAUCAUACUAGUCCCGUCUGAAUAGGGCUUUUAUCACUCUUAAUACUACGUCACCUGUAACAGAUGGGUUAUACUGGAGUAAUGAAAGCCUGGUGCAUCUCGAACGGAUCCUAGAGGGUACCUUGUGUGUCUGUAUGAGACACCAAAGGGCCAUGACAAAACAUUGGUAUUUGACACCGUGGGAAUGAGAACAGGCUUUGUGCCGUUGGACCAUCCUUCCUGUUGUUUAUGAGAACAUUUUGCACAACAGUUUGUGGCUUGUCAUGUUGGCCAUUGGUUUUAAGAUGAAUUUAUUUACCACAUAACUGCUAUUUUUCUGUUUCGAGUUGGGCAGAGGACCUUUGUUGGAUGUUAUCGCUCUCUUUCUCCCUGUGUUUCCUGUCUGGUUCUCAACUGUGACACAGCUCUCAAGCACACGCGUGAUCAGGCAUCGUUACAGUCAACACCGAGGGUUUCACUUUUAAUGUAAGUGGUUAGUUCACUGGAUUGAACUGGGGGAUCUACAGACCAUAUAAGAUCCCUUUUACACCUUUUUACACACAAAAAGACAGACAUUAGCCAGUAAGUAUGUUGAAUAUUACAAGAAAGACAACAAGUACAUUAUGAGUUCUGAUUGCCAUGUAGCAUAGAUUUUUUGGGUGUUUUUGAUGAAACACCAAAUCUUCUUGAAUUGGACAUCUUGACACAAUGACCAAACUACUACAGUCCAAUGAGUGCACAUUGCUCUACUGAUACUCCAUUUCCAUUUCAUUUUGAACUAAUACAUUUGGUGGAGAGUAGCUGGGGCAUGUAAGGUCUGUUUGAAUCCACACAAUCUAAAUGUACGUAAGUCAAUGUACAGUAUUCGACUAGUAUGUUUAGACAAACUGAGGCAGAUUAUACCAGGUCUUAUCUGAAAUAUGUUUGUUUAUAGUUCUUUCAAAAUCAUUGUCUUGGUAUUCUUUUUGUUUGUCCUAUUGGUUGUAAAGCUGAGGUUAGACCCAGAUUGUAAAGAACUCCUUAGAAGCAGUGCCUGAAAUGGACCAAAAUUGUUGCCCGUACCCUAAUGCAGCACAACCUUAACCCCAAACACAACACAACCCUAACCCUAAUUCUUUUGACGUUUUUAAAUUCUUUUAAACCAGGAUCCAGUGCUGUCAAAGGCAAACAAGUUAAGUGCUCAGUACUGGUGAGUAUUGGCCCAUUUCAUGCACUGCUUAGAACCUUAGAGAAAGAAUGUGGCUGUGGUAGCUUACUGCAGGCAAGAUCCAGUCUUCCCUCGGAGCCUGCCUUUGUAAAAACAGGAGGCCUGUUCUGCUUGUUCUGGACUAUAAGGAUGAAUGGGAAACUGUCAUCGUGAACAAAAUAUCAAAAGAAAGAAGCAGUUAAACCAGCAAUAUCAUUCUUUAAGGGUGUUACUUCUUUGUUCUGUCUACUUGAAUAUAUCGCCACAUACAUAUGAACAACUUCUUCGUCACGGAUUGCAUUCAAGCAGAUCACCAUGGGACAGAAACAAGUAGCAUAUGAAUGGUUUCUAAAUGAUGACAGUCUCAUAUAUGGCUUUUUCUCAAUGAUAAUCCAGUGCUAGUGCAAGUGUGUCCCUGCUCCUGCUCAUACAUUGUACACUGUCUUCAGAAAAAAAAAAGAGCUUUGAAGUAAAUUAUUUAAUAUAUUUUUAGAAUUGUUUUCUAUUCAUAUUCUGUGUCCUAUGGCAUGCAUUCUUCUCACACCUCAAAGUAUGAUUAUGUAUAUAUGUUAAAUAGAGAAGCAAGUCUACACACCAACCUAAAAAAAAACACCACUGUAUAGAAAUUGUAUUAGCCUGCACAUUUCUAAGGCUGUGAAGUUAAUAUUAUUUUUAAAACUUGCAUACAAAUGUAUAUAUUUUCUUGAUUUUUACCCUACAACUAGGAUCUGUAGAGGACAACAAAUCCUAUAACGAUUCACAGUCAUGUUAACUGUAUCUUGUGUGUACAGCAGAGUUGUAGAUAUAUCUAAAGGAGAAGCCUUUUUUGUUAUUGUUGUUAAUUAUUUCAUCACAGCAGCACUGUGUGAAUAUGUAUAUAAAGGAUUCACCGUGUUGGUCUCUACCUCUUGAGCUCAAUAACUUGGCUUUGUUUACCCCCACGCGGUUCUGAUUUCACGUGGGGAUGAAUUGAAAACACUUGAAUGUCUAUUCAAGCUUUUAUACUGAUAUGAUAAAAUAUACUGCCUCCCCUCCCCCCUCCUUCAGACCUGUGCAAAGCAUUCACCUGGAAUUUUGAAUCAUCAAAUGUUUGUAUUACAAAGUCCUACCAAUAGCCAAGGGUUCCCUGACUGUUAGUUAAUUUUUCACUCUUUGAUAGGAUAGGACCAUAUGGAGAGGGAGAGUCACUACUUCCACCACAGUGGCUGUGUUCAAAGCUCAGUAUCAAUGACUCCAUUUGAUAAAAAAGUUGAUUUUUAAAGUUUCACUUAACAUGCUGUCUUCUUCUUUUUAGGCUGCUGAGAAUUAGACCAGUGUUUUGGUGUUGUUUCUGCAGGCUCUACUGUAUAUUGUUGGGGUUUAAUAGCAUUUAAUCAAAUCAGAAUCCAGUAUUGAAUCCGAAUGCUCUCCAGUCCAUCACUGAAUUGAGUUUAGAUUUGGCUUUUUUAAUUUAGCAGAUAAAUAAAGUUAUAAAUAACUAAAAGGCAAAUAUUUAAUUAGAAUAUUGAUAUGUGAAAUGGUAAAGGUGCAGCAAGGAUUUAUUAGUGGUUUCUGAUAUAACGAGAACCAGAUCCGAUAUGGAAACGGCUAUCAGAAGAUAACAGCCUUUAGAAGUAGAUACAUUUGUUACCACAUGUGUACACAGUUCUGAUUGGCUGCAUGCUUCUUCUUGUUUCUCUUGACAAAGACAGUGCCAACACAAAGUUUCAGAAGAUUAAAUAAUAGAAUUGCUCCAAUACAAGUAUCAGAAUUUCCUCCGAUACUGUCUUAAAUGCGAUAUCUGGUAUUGGCGAGUAUGCAUCCUUACACAGAUCCGAUACCAUGUAAUUUAUUAGCCCCAAAACUACUAGUAGCCCCUGCUACUUCCCAGCAGUCUCCAGUUCGACCUUUUUUUCCCCCAGGAUAGCGGAGUCAUAAUCUGCCCUAUUCUGACUCUAACUAAGGGUUAAACCUGAACCAGACUAUACAAAGGUUCAGCAAUCAGAAUGGAAAAAAUGGCAUUGGAACAUCUGUUAGCUAAUAGCAUACUGUAUAGUAAAUAAAGAAAACAUCUUCAACACAUUGCAGCGUUAGAAAAACAAAACAAAAAAAACCCCACAAGCAACUAAGAUACAUAUUUGCCAGUUUGAAAACACAUACAGCACAAAGAAACACUGCGGAUACAGAAAUAUAAAUAGUCUUACAAGUGUAAACCAACAGAAAUUUCCAAGUGACACUAAAAUCCAACAAAUGCAUAAACUAUUCAGUGAUGUCUGUACAGGAGUUUAAAUGUUUAUUUAACAUUUUCAUUGGCUGAUUCCGAUAGCAUAAAGCAUAUUCACAUUAUUGUGGAAAAACAGCUCUUGCUUUCUGUAUUAUUUUGCAAAUGGUGUGUUCCUGAUGUACCAGCUUUGCACAGUUCAAAACAGUUUGACCUUAGUUGCUCCUUUUUUAAUGCAACUAACAUCUGCUGCUGUGAUUAAAGAUGACAGAGAUAUUGAUAAGGACUGUUUCCCAGUGUAACGAUACAAUAACAAAUCCUGAUUACAUUGAGAGCUUUGCUCCGUGCAAGGUUCAAUCUGAAGGCUUGGUUCAGAUUGAACCUUGCACGGAGCAAAGCAGAACGUUUUUCUGCUAGAAUUGGUCUAUUUACUGCUGUUACUGCUCAUCAGUUUUAGUGUCCCCUGGAAACGUCUGUGACGUAACGUCGUGUAUGAGUUUUGGUAUUUCUCCAUUUGCUUGUGUUUCUUUAUGCGACCUAUGGGUUGUCAAAUUGCUAAAUGUGUUUCAUUUUCUUGUUUUUUUUAUGUUUUUAUUUGACAUAUGUUGUCAAAAUGUUAAUGGUGUUUUCCUAUAUACUCUGAAGUUUUCUGAAGUUUCAGUGCAGCUACUGUAAUACUGGUAAAAAGUAGGAAAUAACCUGAAAGUAACUAUAGUUAAUAUAGUUUCACUCUACCCAGUCUUUGCUAUAGGGCUCAUAAUUUGAUUCCAGUCACAUGGCCAUAAUUAUUAUAAUCCACAUAAUCCACUCCAACCCAUUAUGCCACUGGGUGUUCUUUAUCGCAUUAUCACUUACCAAUUCAACAAGGAGUAUCCUCAAAAAAACGAGACAAUAGAAAAGAGACAUGCUGUGGGUGUCGAUUGGAAACUGAAUGGGAAUUUUCUCAGGAAUGAACAGCUGGCAGUGGUACAAGCCGUCACUCUCCCUCCCCAACGCCUGUAUGAACUCUUUGUGUAGGUAUAGUAGUUUCCUAUAUGUUUUAUUUUGUGUUAGAAUGAAGUACUUGAAUAACAUGAUGCUCAUGUUGGAAAAUUGUAAAGUAAUAACUGACAAAGUUUAUGUGAGGGACUAACCACAACUCAGCAACUACUGAACUAUUUGGAUUCAUAUAAUUUGUUGUCCUAAACAAUGUUUGUAUAUUUGAUGUUUUAAUCAGAUGCAUUGUAAUUUGAAUAAAACUUUCAGUAUAUACAGUA